Messenger RNA from Leptomonas pyrrhocoris, 2465 nucleotides. RefSeq lists its product as hypothetical. Bases 372 to 2465 code for a protein of 697 amino acids. The transcript has a single exon. NCBI's taxonomy places the organism in Eukaryota, Euglenozoa, Kinetoplastea, Trypanosomatida, Trypanosomatidae. The record is from RefSeq and is a predicted model, not a curated record.
AGAAGUGAGGUAUGCAAAGCGGUUCUGAUUGCAUUACAAUGUCUCGUAUGCAUGUGUGUUCCCCACAGUCGCACGACUCACUCGCCGGUCGAUGCCGUACCGGGAGAGGUACUUGCGCGACCUUUUGGUUUCUGUAGUCAUAACAAACGUCUGCUCUCUCUUUCAUAUAUAUUCUUGUUGUCUUGCUGUCGCCUGUACUGCUGUUCCGACUUUUUCAUUGACAGUUAUUUGAGAACGGUUCUGUGGUAGGCCGAAACCCGUCGGUCAUCGACAGCAAAACUGUGCCGUACCUACUUUAGCUUUUUGCUCUUUCCCUUCUCUUGUUGUUGUUGUCGUAGCGAUUAUACUAAUACAUUUCUUUUGUGUCGUAAAUGGGAGGUUGCUGCAGCGCUCAGGGCACGGCCAGCGGAGCUCCACCCGCCCCAGGAGCUUCACCGGCGCGUGACAAGGCCAAGGCGACCCUUCGCCCCGCCCAGGCGCACCCGCCGGCUAAAGCAGAUGGCAAGAAGGUUCCACCAGCAGCAUCGACGAGCAAGAAAGUCGUACCUGCUGGCCCACCGGUACAGGCCACGAAAACCUCUGAGCCGACCGCAAACAAGGCAGAGGAGAAGCAGCCCGCGGUGCCUGCGGAGGCAGCGCCAAAAGACCUGCUCCCUGCGGCUCCCCCGCUCCCUCCUCCAUCCCCAGUACCCGCCGCGAAUGCUGAGAAAGAAGGCGCACCAGUAGCGCCACCGUCGUCGAAAGCGGAGGCACACUUCGGUCUCCCGCCACCGCCGGCUACGCAGAAGGCGUCACCGAUUGCCAUUACGCCGGAGCGGGCGAAGCCGCCGCAGUUCACGCCGCGCAGCAACGGCGACGACACGGACGAUGGCACGCGUGGGCCGAGCACGGCGCGAGUGGAGGAGGUGCCUCCUUCACCCGCUCGUGAGUCUGUGGUUGCGACUGGCAAGGCCCUGCCUGCCGACGACGCGCGCGUGUUGCAGCGGGUGCCGCCACCGCCGCCUCCGCUGUCCGUGCUGUCCGCUCCUAGCGUGCAGGAAACACCAAGAGAAGAGCCGGAGCAGGAUGAAGGAAAUGCGAGGGACGCAGAGGACACGGAGGGGGCGGCGGCAGCGGAGGAGCCAAACCCACUCGCUGAUAUUCUGCGUCGCCAGCAGGAGGAGAAGCAGCGUUACCCCACGGCGCUGACGACGGACGCGAAGGACGAUGCCCCUCUUGAAAUUAGCAUGGAGGAAGGUAAAAAGGGCACCUCCGCUGCGGGUGGCUCCGCAGCAGCCACCGGAGCCGCCAAGUAUGCAGCCGACGACUCCGAGAACGGGGCGGCGGUCGUUGCGGCAGAGGAAGUGAGGAAGAAGCCGCUGGCAGAGCCAGGCACCGUGAUGGCGUUCCCCGCUCCGGCCGAUGACUCCGCGAAUGUGAACGCCGCGUCGAGGCACGGUCGCGUCUUUAAGAUUCUUCUCCAUGAGGAGUGGGAGGAGCUGCGCGAGACGGGCGAGUUCCACGGCAACGCCGUGGACCGGGUUGACGGCUGCAUUGGGUUCGCCACCGCCGACCAGGCGAGGGAAGCGGCAACGGCGCACCCGGGGGGUAGCGCCCCACUCGUUCUGGUUUGCUGCACCAUCGAGGCCCUCUCCAAGCCGGCCGGGCCUGCAGAUGGCAUCACCGCCGCCGCGGCGUCUAGCAACAGCGAAGGCGCAUCGCCACUUCGCUGGGAAGCCGCGCCGCUUCUCGGGCAGCGCCAACCCCAGCUCCACCGCGCGUUAUACCGCGACGCGGACGUCUUGUGGUUCACGGAGUGUGCGAACGGCAGUGCAGUGGCGGCUCGGCUGGCUCAGGAGAUGGUGGUCUCCGACGGCGGCUCGGAGGGCAACGACGACGAAGCGCCAGAGAAGGUGGCCUUCACAGGUGACAAGGACGACCUCGACAACAAGGCGAUCUCCUUCACGGAUACGAGCGAGAUUGAGCGCGAGUUGGCGGAAGAGGAUAACGCUGAGAACGCCAAGGAAGCCGCCGAUGUGCAAGAUAGCAACGGCUCUAUCGAUAUGCCCAGCAAGGCACGCGCAGCUGCUGGCGAGGGUUCGUAUGCGGAAGAUGCCCCCCGAAGCGCGAAACACGAAGAGGACAAGGAUAGCGACAAUACACCGCAGCCCGUCGUAAAGGCGAUGCUGCCCGAUAUCACGCUAGCCUCACCUUCUCGCGAGUCUGAUAGGGCGCGUGCUCCCACCCAGCACGCCGUUUCCAUGAUGCAGGCACCAGAGGCAGCGCCUGCGACUCCGCAAGACGGAUUCGAUGGCGGUGUCGACGGUCUCGAACCCCCGCGUCGGGUACCGCCUCCGCUGCCAUCGCCUCCGGCUGAGCCGCUCACUUCUGCGGCGGACAACAAAGCAGCGGUGAAGGACGGUGAGGCUACCCCGCCGCCGUCGCGACCGGCGCCACCAACAAUACUGUCGCCUCAGCCGGCGUAG